CGAAACUGCCGUCGGAAAGCAUCAUCAGGCAGAAAAAAUUAUCCCAUUCGGCUGCGUCCCUGCACAGCCACCUCAUCGCGCCUGCCUCUUACUGCUGUUCUUAUCCUCUGCCCUGCAGCGACUAGUAUACUGCUAGUCCUCGGUCACCGCAUAUUGCUUCGCGUGGUUGGGUCCAGCUCACACUUCCCACCAUGGUUGCCGACACCACUUACUACGACGCCCUUGGGGUGCCGCCCACUGCGACGGAACUCGAGAUCAAGAAGGCCUACCGGAAACUCGCCAUCACCACCCAUCCCGAUACAGAUAAGAACCCCGGGGAUGAGACUGCGCAUGCGCGCUUUCAGGCGAUCGGUGAAGCCUAUCAGGUUCUCAGCGAUGAAGAGCUGCGCAAGCGCUACGAUAAGUUCGGAAAGGAAGAUGCGGUUCCCGGUGGUGGCUUCGAGGACCCCUCGGAGUUCUUUGGCAUGAUCUUCGGUGGCAAUGCCUUCGUCGACCUUAUCGGCGAAAUCUCCCUCAUGAAAGACUUAACCACGACCAUGGACAUCACGAUGCAGCAGAUGGAGGAGGAGGAACUGGCCGCCUCCGCCGAGGAGAAGCUUAACAUCCACGAACAGGAGACCGAGGCUGGUGCCACAGAGGGUGCCACAGAGGGUGCCACAAAGGGUUCCACGGAAGGCGCUGCCGCCGCGUCCACAUCUGCGUCCGAGAAGCCCGCCGCCGAAUCCGUCAGCUCGGGCACUAGCACGCCCCGCCGCUAUAUGGGCCAGCAGGCCAUCAUGGACAAGUCGGAGGAAGAGGCUCGGAUGGAGGCAGCUGGUCUGUCGCCGGAGGAGAAGGAGCUGCGUAAGAAGGAGAAGAAGAAGGGCCUAUCCCGGGAGCAGCAGGAGCGCCUGGCUGCCUACGAGCUGGAGCGCAAGAAGGCCCGCGAAGAGCGAGUCAACACCCUGGCGACCAAGCUGGUGGACAAGAUCAGCGUGUGGACGGAGACCGACAAGGGUCAGGAUGUGACUCGAGCCUUCGAGGAGAAGAUCCGGCUGGAGGUGGAGAACCUGAAGAUGGAAUCGUUUGGUCUGGAGAUCCUGCACGCGAUCGGCGCCACCUACGUCCAGAAGGCGACCUCCUUCCUGAAGUCUCAGAAAUUCCUCGGGAUCUCUGGGUUCUUUUCCCGCCUGAAGGACAAGGGCACGUUGGCUAAGGAGACUUGGACCACCAUCUCGACGGCCAUUGACGCGCAGAUGACCAUGGAGGAGAUGGCCAAGCUGGAGGAGCGCGGCGGCGAGGACUGGACAGACGAGAAGAAGGCAGAAUACGAAAAGAAGGUUACGGGCAAGAUCCUGGCGGCGGCGUGGCGGGGCAGCAAGUUCGAGAUCCAGAGCGUUCUCCGCGACGUGUGCGACCAGGUGCUCGGCGACAAGCGCAUCAAGCUGGAGAAGCGUGUGGAGCGCGCCCAUGCAUUGGUGAUUGCAGGCAACAUCUACGCCAAGGCCGAACGUGACCCCGAGGAAGAGGGUGACUUCAUGGCGUUCGAGCAGCUCAUGGCGGAGUCGAUGACGAAGAAGGGCAAGGAGGACAAGAAGAAGAAGAAGGGUAGCAAGCACGAGCACGAGCAUGAGCACGAGCACGAGGAAGCCACGGCCUAGAUACCAUCACUUUAUCUUUUUUGCGUGUUUUCCUUUGAUCUGGAGGCCCAGACUGGAUAGUUGGAUAGGGCUGUUACUAGCGUUUGACCUGCACAUCUACGGGUAUGAUUAGAUGCAAUAGAUUGUGGUGUGAUUACUCUGCUGCGUUGACCUUUGACU
Molecule: messenger RNA, 1799 nt
Organism: Aspergillus heteromorphus CBS 117.55
Lineage: Eukaryota; Fungi; Ascomycota; Eurotiomycetes; Eurotiales; Aspergillaceae
Product: DnaJ domain protein
Exons: 5
Coding region: 192-1640 (482 amino acids)
Biological process (GO): protein import into peroxisome matrix
Cellular component (GO): cytosol
Source: RefSeq, a predicted model, not a curated record